AUGGCCGCGCAGUCCAAACUGUCGGUGCUGACGCCGCCCAGCGACCGCACCAUCCGAUCCGUCGUCGCCAACCUCACAUCUCUAUACCUGUCGAAUCGCUCUCGCAUCUCCCGCGCCGUUUGGAUCACGCUCUUCGUCGCCCUCGCAAAUCGCAUUCGCCAUGCCAUUUCCGAGCAAAAGGCCGCUUCCCAGCGCGAGUCCUCGCAACGCGCUGCCCGCAGUGGUGUCACGACAUCCACGGGCGAGACCGAUGAGCCCGCAAAGAAGAAGAAGGUCGAGCUGAACCGCGAGUUCUUCCGCUCGCUGUUGCGCCUCCUCAAGAUUGUCAUACCAGGGUGGAAAAGCAAAGAGACGCGGCUGCUGAUCAGCCACUCGUUCUUCCUCGUCAUCAGGACGCUCAUCAGUCUGAAGGUCGCCGCCAUGGACGGCCAGAUUGUCAAGAGCCUGGUCAAGGGCAACGGGCGCGAAUUUCUGAUGCGCAUCGUCUGGUGGAUGCUUAUUGCGGUGCCGGCGACGUUCACCAACUCUAUGCUUUCCUACCAUCAGGCCGAACUCUCCCUCAAGUACCGCACGCGCCUGACACAGCACAUCCACGACAAGUACCUGUCCCAGUUGACCUUUUAUGGCAUUUCGGCGCUGGACGACCGGAUAAAGAACGCCGACCAGCUCAUCGCCGUCGAUGUGGCCAAGUUCUCCAACAGCCUGGCUGAGGUCUACAGCAACCUGGCGAAGCCUCUGCUUGACAUGACUAUCUACACCUACUCAUUAUCCAACAGCGUCGGCGGUGAGGGUGUUGUCUUCAUGUCACUACUCGUCCAGUUGUCAGCGAACAUUAUGCGCGCGCUUACACCGCCCUUUGGCAAAUUCGUCGCUGAUGAGGCCCGUCUUGAGGGCGAAUUCCGCUUCCAGCACUCGCGUCUGAUCGAUCACGCAGAGGAGGUUGCCCUCUACAAUGGCCACGAAGCCGAGAAGGAUACCCUCGAUAAAGGCUACUUCACGCUCAUCAAGCACGUCAACUACAUCCUGCGCCGUCGCUUCUACCAUGGUUUCAUGGAAGACUUCGUCAUCAAGUACUUCUGGGGUGCUCUUGGUCUGCUCCUGUGCAGUGCGCCGGUCUUCGUGAAGAUGCCUGGCCACGUUGCCAUGAGCAUGGGUGAUCGCACCGAAAGCUUCGUAACAAACAGGAGAAUGCUGUUGUCUGCAUCAGAUGCCUUCGGCCGUGUUAUGUUCUCCUACCGCGAGGUUAUGGAGCUGGCUGGCUACACGUCGCGUGUCGACUCCUUGCUCGAGGUCAUGAACGAUAUUCGCUCUGGCCACUUUGAAAAGAAGCUGGUUUCGAGCUCUGGCACCGAAGGCAACGAAGCUGUUCUGAAGGGGCGAGGCACUGUCAUUGAGAGCGAAGACAUUGAGUUUAAGGAUGUCCCCAUCAUCUCGCCUAACGGCGACGUUCUGAUCAAGGCCCUCUCUUUCUCCCUCAAGCCCGGCGACCAUCUGCUGGUCGUCGGCCCCAACGGUUGCGGCAAAUCCUCGCUCUUCCGCAUUCUCGGCGGGCUUUGGCCCGUCUACGGUGGUACUGUUCGCAAGCCGCCUUUCGCCCACAUUUUCUAUAUCCCCCAACGCCCAUACCUCUCUCGCGGCUCCCUGCGCCAGCAAAUCACCUACCCCGACUCUCUUCGCCAAGUCCGCGCACGUGGUGUCACGGAUUCGGAUCUCGAUGCCAUCCUCGCCAUCCUCGGACUGGAGCACCUGCCAGCGCUGUACGACGGCGGGUGGGACGCCGAGGCUGAAUGGCGCGACGUCCUCUCCGGCGGCCUGCAGCAGCGCGUCGCCAUGGCGCGUCUGUUCUACCACAAGCCCAAGUACGCCAUCCUCGACGAGUGCACGAGCAGCGUGACGCUCGACACGGAAAAGGUCAUGUACGACACGGCCAAGAGCCUCGGCAUCACCCUCAUGACGGUCAGCCACCGCAAGAGCCUGUGGAAGUACCACUCGCGCAUCCUGCAGUUCGACGGACAGGGCAACUACGUCUUCACCAAGCUCGACCCGGAGCGCAGGCUGAAGCUGGAGGACGAGAAGGAGGAGCUUGACGUGCUUCUGCGACAGGUGCCUGAGCUGGAGAAGCGCGUUGCCGAGUUGACGGCGGCAUGA
Messenger RNA from Verticillium dahliae VdLs.17, 2148 nucleotides. Its product is annotated as ATP-binding cassette sub-family D member 1. NCBI's taxonomy places the organism in Eukaryota, Fungi, Ascomycota, Sordariomycetes, Glomerellales, Plectosphaerellaceae. Gene Ontology annotation, cellular component: peroxisomal membrane. Bases 1 to 2148 code for a protein of 715 amino acids. Gene Ontology annotation, molecular function: ATP hydrolysis activity; ABC-type transporter activity; long-chain fatty acid transmembrane transporter activity. The transcript is spliced from 3 exons. The record is from RefSeq and is a predicted model, not a curated record. Gene Ontology annotation, biological process: very long-chain fatty acid catabolic process; fatty acid beta-oxidation; long-chain fatty acid import into peroxisome.